Messenger RNA from Ilex paraguariensis (yerba mate), 1525 nucleotides. The record is from the annotation of a GenBank genome assembly. NCBI's taxonomy places the organism in Eukaryota, Viridiplantae, Streptophyta, Magnoliopsida, Aquifoliales, Aquifoliaceae.
UCUCUCUCUCUCUCUCUCUCUCUCUCUCUCUCUCUCUCUCUCUAUCUCUCUCGUCUGAGUUUGGAGGAUAAGGAUGGCGCACGGAGGCUACGGCAAUCGCAGGCUCGCAGAACGCAAACCGAUGAGCAGUCGUCGUUCCAAAACCCUCGGCGUCGACAAGAAGCCUAAGCCCAAAGCCAAACCCAAACCCAAUGCCUCUCUCAAAAACCAAAUUCGCUCCGUCGAGCGUAUGCUCCGUAAGGAUAUUCCUCCUGAAGUGAGAGAGGCCCAGCAAAAGAAGUUAGAAGGACUCAAGAGACAGCAAGAGAUCCACAGUCGUUUAGCUGUGGAACGUAAAAUAUUCUUGCGUGACAGAAAGAUUAAAUUUUUUGAGAGAAGAAAGAUUGAACGGAGGAUAAGACGUUUAGAGAAACAACAGCGUGCUUCAUCUAACAGAGCCCAGGAAGGAGAGACUGCCGACCAGCUUUCUAAAUUGAAAGAAGAUCUUGAAUAUGUUAGGUUCUUUCCUAAGACUGAGAAAUAUGUUUCUCUAUUCAUGGGAGGUGAUGAGAGAGACAUUGUUGAUAACAGAAACAGGUUACGCAAGCAGAUUAAGGCCAAUAUAAUUGCUGCUGCAGUUAGUGGGAAGGAUUUGGAAGAGACAGGGAGUGAGGAUGAUGGGCUUUUGGAUUUAAGUGAGGACGAUUUCUUCUUAGGUGGAAGCUCAAGUGAUGAAGCUGAUGCAGAUGAUGAAUGGACAGAUAAAAGCACAAGGGAACAAGCUUCUAGUGCUUCUGGCAAAGCAACUUCUGGCAUGUCCAGUGAUGAAAGGAAUCAGGUUUUUAAUCAGGCUUUGAUAUUUUACUGCUAUAAGAAGAUGUGUUAAGCUAGCAAUAGAUCUGUGUACUCUUCUCCUUGACUGUAUUUAUUUAGAGGCAGAUUUCUGCUCGCGCUCUAAUGCCACCUCCUCGGCCAUCGAACAAUAAGUCUUCAAGUUCAGUUCAUAGUAAAUCAAGAUUUGGAGGCUCGUCGAGUAGGAGCUCGUAUGCACGUGGUGCUGAAAUAUCCACAUCAAGCAACACAUCAAAUAGCAUCAGUGAAUCUUCCUCUAGAAAUAGGGGAUCCUUUGAUUCACACAGAGGCCAUAGCAGUAAUCUAAGUUCCAACUCUGAUGCUCGGAAACCCCGAAGAAAGAGAAGGCCCAAGAAGAAAAAACAACAGGUGUGAUUCUGGAGAACAUUGCUGAACAUCUGUAACCAACUAAAGCAGCUGAGAGGAUGUUUGUGCAAGAUUCUCAUAAGUUGGGUUUGGCCAUAGCUUUCUGUUUCCACCUUUUAAAUUGUAAGCACAGCUGGGAAUCUUUUUUGUGCUUUCUAUGACAAGCAUUUUAACUGCAUACACAGUGAGCCAUGUUUAUUUAUGAUUAAUUUUCUUGGUAAAUAAUCGAAUGAUGUCACCAUAAUUACCAUGAUGGUUUGAACCUGUCACCCUUGCUUCUGGUAACAAAAUCAUUUUGAAAAAUUCUUUUAGGCUGCGGAUGCUAUAU